Glossina fuscipes is the source of this 615-nucleotide messenger RNA. RefSeq names its product ras-related protein Rab-10 (gene Rab10). Gene Ontology annotation, biological process: cellular response to insulin stimulus. Gene Ontology annotation, cellular component: recycling endosome; insulin-responsive compartment; Golgi apparatus. The record is from RefSeq and is a predicted model, not a curated record. The coding region runs from base 1 to 615 and encodes 204 amino acids. NCBI's taxonomy places the organism in Eukaryota, Metazoa, Arthropoda, Insecta, Diptera, Glossinidae. The transcript is spliced from 4 exons. Gene Ontology annotation, molecular function: GTP binding; GTPase activity.
AUGGCAAAGAAAACUUACGAUCUUCUUUUUAAACUGUUGCUGAUAGGAGACUCCGGUGUUGGGAAAACCUGCAUAUUAUUUCGUUUUUCGGAUGACGCUUUCACGUCCACGUUUAUAUCAACUAUUGGAAUCGACUUCAAAAUCAAAACCGUUGAAUUGAGGGGAAAGAAGAUAAAAUUGCAAAUCUGGGAUACAGCAGGUCAAGAGCGUUUUCAUACAAUCACUACAUCAUAUUAUCGUGGUGCCAUGGGGAUCAUGCUAGUCUAUGAUAUUACAAAUGAAAAAAGUUUCGAAAAUAUAGUAAAAUGGCUACGGAACAUAGAUGAACAUGCUAACGAAGAUGUUGAGAAGAUGAUAUUGGGCAAUAAAUGUGACAUGGCCGAUAAGCGGGUUGUGAGCAAAGAACGUGGGGAAGCAAUCGCCAGAGAACACGGUAUACGUUUUAUGGAGACCUCAGCCAAAUCAAAUAUAAAUAUUGAACGGGCGUUUUGUGAAUUAGCCGAGGCUAUACUGGAUAAAACUGCAGGGCGAGAGUCAGCCGAAAAUCCGGAACGUGUCGUAGUUGAUCGUAGAAACAACGAAAAAGCUCCUGCAUAUAAAAGUUGUUGUUCUUAA